Messenger RNA from Rhipicephalus sanguineus (brown dog tick), 1204 nucleotides. Its product is annotated as mitochondrial ornithine transporter 1. The coding region runs from base 167 to 1138 and encodes 323 amino acids. Gene Ontology annotation, molecular function: L-ornithine transmembrane transporter activity. Lineage: Eukaryota; Metazoa; Arthropoda; Arachnida; Ixodida; Ixodidae. The transcript is spliced from 6 exons. The record is from RefSeq and is a predicted model, not a curated record. Gene Ontology annotation, biological process: mitochondrial L-ornithine transmembrane transport.
CCGCUUCGCUCGGAGCCGCCGGUGUCAUGCGGUCAGCAGUGUGGAAACCGUAAAAGCGGCACUGCGAAGGACCUUGAACGUAAUGCGGGAAACACGUUUGCGUGACUAACAUUCUUAUUAGAGCAGCGCUUAUUUGUGCAUCGACAAACACAGAAACGGGUGCAGCAUGUCGAACCCGCUUCCUACCGAGCUGCACGAUCUCCAGGAGCUUCGCGAUCACCCUGAGAUCGGAGGAACGGUGUACAAGCAUUACUUAGCCGCAGCCGUCGACUUGGUCGCUGGGACCGCCGGUGGUGCUGCCACCGUGGCCGUCGGUCAGCCUCUCGACACGAUCAAAGUGAAAAUGCAGAGCUUCCCCGAGCUGUAUCCCAGCAGCGUCAAGUGCUUCCAGAAGACUCUCUCUCAGGACGGUGUGCGGGGCUUGUACGCCGGUACCAUCCCUGCACUGGUGGCCAACAUCGCGGAGAAUUCGGUUCUCUUCUGUGCCUAUGGAGUGUGCCAGAAGGUUGUGCAGAAGUUGGUUCGAAAGCCCAACGUGCAGGAACUGAACCCCCUGGACAACGCCUCAGCAGGUUUCCUUGCUGCCUUCUUUUCUUCGCUCACCCUGUGCCCUACUGAGCUAGUCAAGUGCAAGUUGCAGUCGAUGCGAGAGAGCACUCAUUUGAAUGGGGCCACCAGCCAAGCUGGCAUUGGAACGUGGCAGCUUACCAGGCAAAUCUACAGACAAGACGGCUUCUUGGGAUUUUUCAAAGGGUUUUCAGCUACACUUGUCAGGGAGAUGCCUGGAUAUUUCUUUUUCUUUGGAGGCUAUGAGGGAGCUCGUUACCUACUCACACCGUUGGGAAAGACGAAAGAUGAAAUAGGUGUUGCCAGAACAAUUGUCAGCGGGGGUGUAGGUGGCAUGUGCCUUUGGCUCUCCAUCUUCCCAGCCGAUGUUAUCAAAUCUCGCAUUCAGAUCUCAGGAUCGAAUGAGCCAGCCCUCUCUGUAGCGAGAACCAUAAUUCGUACCGAAGGUGCUCUAGCCCUCUAUAAUGGAUUGGGACCAACAUUGUUGAGAACAUUUCCAGCAACAGGAGCUCUCUUCCUUGCAUACGAGUACACAAGAAAAACACUAAACUCUGCUUUUGGCAUUGAAUGAGAUGUUAUUCUCCAUUGUUAUUUGUUGUGUAUGUGAAUGGCACAGAUAUAAAGAUAUAUACGUAUA